CAUGAAGCUUACGAUUGCAUUUAUUUUUGACAUUUUCCUGUUAAUAGAAUGCAAUAGGCAGAUUAUCGUCAGCACUAAAACUGGAAAAGUCAUGGGUAAAACAAUUAAUAUUUUAGGCAGAGAUGUUCAUGCCUUUUUAAGUAUUCCCUAUGCGAUUCCUCCGAUCGGUCAAUACAGAUUUUAUUCUUCUCUGCCUAAAGUAUGGAAAAUCGUUUACAAUGCCACAGAAAAACCGCCCUCCUGCGUGCAAUGCCCAUUGAUACCGGAAUUCCCAUGGGUUCCAGAUUUAGAAAAUAUGAGCGAAGAUUGCCUUUACAUGAAUAUUUGGGUUCCUGCCGAGAACAAAGAACAAUCUCCGUUAUCGACAAUGGUGUGGAUUCACGGAGGAGGAUACAAUACGGGAUCGUCGAAUCUGGAUGUCUACGACGGAGGGGUGAUGGCGUCGUUAGGUAACGUCAUAGUGGUAUCUUUUAACUAUCGGCUAGGUCCGUUUGGAUUUCUUUAUUUUGAUCCACGUUUGACUAAUAAUAACGAUGCACUGAGGGAUCAAUUACUCGCUCUCAAAUGGAUCAAACACAACAUAGAAGCAUUCGGAGGUAAUAGUAAGGAUAUCACAUUAUUUGGACAAGAUGCGGGAGCGUGGUCGAUAGGUUAUCAUCUAAUUUCUCCUCUAUCUCGCGGACACUUCAAAAGGGCAAUAAUGCAAAGUGGAAGCAUUUAUCAUCCUGCUUUAACUACAGAUGUAGAUAAUAGUUUAUGCAUGAGUUUAAAAAUAGCAGGUUUGCUUGAUUGUGCUGAAAGCAAUGAUGGUGCAAUUAAACCUUACAGAAACAUAAUUGAGUGUAUGAAAGAAAAAGAAGCAUCAGAUAUAAGUUUUGCUGAAAAAAAAAUCUUGUUUGAGAAGUAUCACUUUCUAGACUUGCUUCCGCAAUAUGGAAGAAGUUUUUUACCCAGCAAUCCGAUUGAUAGUUUCGACUCCAUCAAGUUUAACGAUGUAGAUGUCAUGUUAGGUAAUGUAGCAGACGAAGGAUCGCUGUUUCUUGCGCUAUAUAACAAAAAACUUAUACAACAAAGGAACCCGAGAAUGACGAAGCACGAGGUUGUAAAAUUCUUUGGAGACAGUACUGGAUAUGAUCAAGCUGCACUCCAACCCAUCAUAAAACAGUAUUUCGAAAAUGUUCCUGACGGUGACUUUCCAACGAUUAUUAAACGAACACAUCAGGUGAUAAGCGAUUCGAUGUUCAAGUGUCCUACAAAUUUCCUGGCAGAGAAGCUUGCAGAAAAGAAAUUCAACGUAUUUCAUUACACUUUCAAGCACAGAAGCAGCACAAAUAUAUACCCAAGAUGGACCGGGGUACCUCAUUUCGAAGAAGUUCAAUUCGUAUUUGGUGUUCCUCUAUUGAAAACAAACGAAUACACCGUCGAAGAACAAGAAUUCAGUAGAAAUCUCAUCGAACUUUGGACUUCGUUCGCUAAAACUGGGUAA
Molecule: messenger RNA, 1486 nt
Organism: Centruroides sculpturatus (bark scorpion)
Lineage: Eukaryota; Metazoa; Arthropoda; Arachnida; Scorpiones; Buthidae
Product: acetylcholinesterase-like
Exons: 1
Coding region: 2-1486 (494 amino acids)
Biological process (GO): acetylcholine catabolic process; choline metabolic process
Cellular component (GO): plasma membrane
Molecular function (GO): acetylcholinesterase activity
Source: RefSeq, a predicted model, not a curated record